Messenger RNA from Cylindrotheca closterium, 396 nucleotides. Lineage: Eukaryota; Bacillariophyta; Bacillariophyceae; Bacillariales; Bacillariaceae. The record is from the annotation of a GenBank genome assembly.
AUGAUCAUUUUGGAUGGACCGAAGCUGUUUGAUCGUGUUUCAAAGGUUGGGUUUGAGAGUUGGAAGCAUGAUAUGCACGGCAUGAUAACGGAUUAUCUCUUUGUCAAUUGUACCCAUGGUUGGCCAUGUGGCGAGAAAGAGAUUGUAUUUCGGACUUGUAUUAUCAAGUCGCUGGUCAAAUAUGAGAGAAUGGUGGUGGCAUCUCUAUUGGAACUUAUGGCAUGGAAGCUGAACUGUUUGCAUUUGAAUGGAUCCGGCAAGUUCCAAACAAUGCAAGGUAUUCUGGACCAAUCGGCCAUCGAUGAAAGUUUUGACCCGGUGGAAUACAAGCAUCAGUGUCGCUUUUCGAGCAACGUUGGUGUCAUUAUGGAGCGCCUUCUAGAGUUCCUUUGGUAA